UACAGUUUACCCUUAAAGUCGUCAGAUCAGUAGAAACACUACUAUGAAGUCUCUAGGACUCUUAAUAGCUAUUUGUUUGUACCUAAAGGCAGAUGCCAUGGAAGAAAAGACACUGGACGAAAUACUGAUGGAGGCCAGCAAUGACAGUAUGAGUUUUGAUCUAGUAUCCAGUGGAUCUUCAGAGAAUCCUACCGUUAGAAUAGAACACGACAUAAUGAUGACAUUAGACGAUUAUAUGCAACAAGAAAAAGAAAGAAUGGCAGAAGAAAAAAUGGGUAGGAGAAAGAAGAGGAAAGCGAUCCGAUCCCAACAAAGCAGAUGGCCAGGAAAAAUAGUUCCCUAUGAAAUCGCACCAAACACUUUUUCUCAGACAGAACGGAAUCAGAUUAACCUGGCAAUAGAGGAUUGGAACAGAGAAACGUGUGUCGUGUUCAGAGAGAGGCGUGGGGAGUCCAGUGCCGUGAGAUUUGAAAAUGGCCAGGGAUGCUCGUCUUUUGUGGGGACAAUAGGCCGUGUUCAGCCGAUCAGCUUGGCCAGGGGAUGCCGUAUAAGGAGAAUUGUGGUCCACGAAAUGGGACACGCUGUUGGAUUCCAACACGAACAGUCAAGGCCGGACAGAGACGGGUUUGUCCGGAUUCGCACUGAAAAUAUACCACAGCCGGUUCUCUUCAACUUUAAUAAGCUCCCAACAAGUCGAGUGAAUAAUUUUGAUGUACCUUACGAUUACAGAAGUGUGAUGCAUUACGGAGCCAGGGAUUUUUCAACUAAUGGUCAAAUUACAGUACAGACAAUUGAUUCCCGAUUUCAAAAUAUCAUUGGUAGAGCCCCCGGACUCAGCUAUAAUGACAUCAAGCUUGCCAAUAUAAUGUAUAACUGUGCAGAGAACUGUCCUGCUCAGAGUUGCCCGGGAGAAGGUUUUGUCGGCAAAGACUGUUCUUGUAAAUGUCCCACUAACAACCCAAACAACCCAGUCCAGAACUGUACUGGUACCACCUUAGUGACCACCACAUCUGUUUCAUCUUCAACAAUCAGAACCACCACCCCAACGGAAGGAGCGUGUGAGGAUAUGAAUCGUUACUGUGACUACUGGGCGGGACAGGGUUACUGUAGUAGGAGCCGGUAUAUGAUGAUGUAUUGUAAAGCAGCAUGUAACCUCUGCAAUGCUCAAAAGCGAUGUGAAGACAUGGGCCAGUCAUGUGGUCUGCUGAGAGACCGAGGCUUUUGUACUCUCCAGUUCGUGAGGAGUUAUAUGGAAUCUAACUGUGCCGCCACUUGUAACUUCUGUAGGGCGGGAGAGUUGCUAAGCGCAGAUGGAACCCCACUAAGAAGCAAAGCAUCAAACCUUGGAUCCACCACCAUGCUUAUCUUGAUCCCUGUCUUCAUCGUUUGGAGUGUGUUAUUAUAAUGAAAAAAAUAUAAGAAAAAAUAACGCUGUUUGAAUGCAUUAGUUACAUAGAUUUUAUUGUUGGAUGUCAUAGGUGUGUUAAAAUUUUAUUUGCUUCAUAUACAUAUAAUCAUAAGUUAAUUUAUAUUUUUCGUUUAAAUUAAAAAAAAAACCUAAUA
Molecule: messenger RNA, 1563 nt
Organism: Saccostrea echinata
Lineage: Eukaryota; Metazoa; Mollusca; Bivalvia; Ostreida; Ostreidae
Product: zinc metalloproteinase nas-6-like
Exons: 13
Coding region: 44-1405 (453 amino acids)
Biological process (GO): proteolysis
Molecular function (GO): metalloendopeptidase activity; zinc ion binding
Source: RefSeq, a predicted model, not a curated record